This is a messenger RNA of Entamoeba histolytica HM-1:IMSS, 831 nucleotides long. RefSeq lists its product as uncharacterized. The record is from RefSeq and is a predicted model, not a curated record. NCBI's taxonomy places the organism in Eukaryota, Evosea, Mastigamoebida, Endamoebidae. The transcript has a single exon. The coding region runs from base 1 to 831 and encodes 276 amino acids.
AUGGGUGAAACAGAUAACAAGCCACAGGUCACUCAAGACAGUGAGGCAACAUCAAAGAAGCAUAAGAAAUAUGAAAAAAGUAAAGAAAAGAAGAAAAUGGAAGAAGAAGAUGAUGAUAGUGAAAGUGAGAGUGAUAGCGGAAGUGAAAGUGAAAGCGAUAGUGAAAGUGAUGACCAUAAAGAAGAUGACAAAGAUAGUGAUACUACAGAAAAAGAAUCUAGUAAUGGAGAAGAAAAAGAGUCAAGUACAGGAGAAGAAAAAGAAGUCAAGAAGGAUGCGGUAAAAAAUGUUGAGAGAAAAGAAACAAUUUUUAAAAUGGUUGAAGAAUUUCCUCAACAAGAAACAUUAGAAGAUGUACUUUUAAAAUUAAGUAAUGUUAAUUUAAAUGAAGAAUGGCUGAAAAAACCAGAAAACCAAGUACUUAAACAAAAGGCAUUGUGUUUGUUUUAUGAAAGAUAUCCCGAAGCAGUGUCUGAAGUUAUGUUUCCAUUUGAACAAAUCAUUAACAAAGCAGAAAACAAACCAGAUGAAGUCCAAAUGGAAAUAUUAAAGAAAAUAAUAAAUUCAACAUUCAUUAUCAGAAAAAAUGAAACAGUAACGCUUAUGGAAAUUGUUAAUACAUUACCAAAGAAAGAAGACACAAAAACAACAAGGAAAGAUGAUAAUGAAAGUAGUAAAGAUUAUAAAGAUGAUAGGUCACAUAAAAGAAAAGGAAAUGAUGAAGAAUAUUCAAGAAGAGAUGAACGAAAUUAUCGUGGAGAUUAUCGAAGAAAUAAUAGUAAAUCAUCAAGGAGUAGUUCACGAAAGAGAGAUCGAGGAGGAAGACAUUGA